Dipodomys ordii (Ord's kangaroo rat) is the source of this 454-nucleotide messenger RNA. Its product is annotated as homer protein homolog 3-like. The annotation marks the transcript as partial. Gene Ontology annotation, cellular component: dendrite; plasma membrane; postsynaptic density. Lineage: Eukaryota; Metazoa; Chordata; Mammalia; Rodentia; Heteromyidae. Gene Ontology annotation, biological process: regulation of store-operated calcium entry; G protein-coupled glutamate receptor signaling pathway. The transcript is spliced from 3 exons. Gene Ontology annotation, molecular function: G protein-coupled glutamate receptor binding. The record is from RefSeq and is a predicted model, not a curated record.
CCUCACCGGGCCCGCCUCCCACGUGCCCACGCAGACCCCGCCCACAGCCUCACCCAGGCCCCGCCUCCCACGUGCCCACGUAGACUCCGCCCACAGCCUCACCGGGCCCGCCUCCCACGUGCCCACGCCCACAGCCUCCCCAGGCCCCGCCUUCCACGUGCCCACCUCGGUGGGCGAGGUGCAGUGGGAGGCCGAGUUCUUCGCGCUGCAGGACAGCAACAAUAAGCUGGCGGGCGCGCUGCGGGAGGCCAACGCCGCGGCCGCCCAGUGGAGGCAGCAGCUGGAGGCCCAGCAAGCGGAGGCCGAGCGGCUGCGGCAGCGGGAGAUCCAGACGCUGCGGAGCCAGGCUGCGGGGCCCCGGGAGGCGCCCGAGGCCGCGGCGGAGCGCGAGGAGGCGCAGCAUAAGGUGCAGGUGCGCCCGCGCGGGGUCCACUGGACACCCCUCUGCCCGACG